This is a messenger RNA of Fukomys damarensis (Damara mole-rat), 1602 nucleotides long. RefSeq names its product chondroadherin like (gene Chadl). Gene Ontology annotation, molecular function: protein binding. The record is from RefSeq and is a predicted model, not a curated record. Gene Ontology annotation, cellular component: plasma membrane. The coding region runs from base 161 to 1492 and encodes 443 amino acids. Lineage: Eukaryota; Metazoa; Chordata; Mammalia; Rodentia; Bathyergidae. The transcript is spliced from 7 exons.
CCCGGCUCACCCAGCCAGCGACAAUGCUCCUAUUCAGCGCUGUCCCUGCCGCCAGGCCUGUGGGCCAAGGAGGGGGGCUCCUGUUGGCGUCCAGGCAGGGACUAUAGCUGGCCUUUCCUUGUGCUGAGCCUCAGGCUGGGCUGGCUGUACCUUGGGCAGCAUGGAGUGGCCCCAGAGAUUCACCCGUGUCCCCUUGCUGCUGCUGCUACUGCUGUUGCUGGGCCCAGCCUGGCACACAGCCGCCCAGCGCUGCCCACAGCCCUGCAUCUGUGACAAUGCCAGGUGGCACGUUUCCUGUCGCCACCAGAACCUCACUGAGGUGCCCGGCGCCAUCCCAGAGCUCACGCAGAGGCUGGACCUGCAGGGCAACGUGCUGAGGGUCAUCCCCCCGGCCGCCUUCCGGGACCUGCCGCACCUCACACACCUAGACCUGCGGCACUGCCAGUGUGCCCCGGGCUCCCGGCACAGCAGCUGCGAGGGCCGCAGGUUGCAGGCGGUGCCCCGCGGCUUCCCAAACGACACCCAGCUGCUGGACCUGCGUCGCAAUCACUUCCCCUCGGUGCCCCGGGAGGCCUUUCCAGGCCUGAGCCACCUGAUGUCGCUGCACCUACAGCAUUGCGGCAUCGCGGAGCUGGAGUCGGGUGCCCUGACGGGGUUGGACCGCCUCCUCUACCUCUAUCUGUCUGACAACCAGCUCUCUGGCCUCAGCGCUGCAGCCCUCCAAGGGGCCCCCCACCUGGGCUACCUGUACCUGGAGCGCAACCGCUUCCUGCAGGUGCCAGGCGCUGCCCUGCGCGCCCUGCCCAGCCUCGUGUCCCUGCACCUGCAGGACAAUGCCCUGGAGCGCCUGGGCCCUGGGGACCUGGCAGGCGUGCGGGCCUUGCGCUGGCUCUAUCUGGGCAGAAAUCGCAUCACUCAGGUGUCCCCUGGGGCGCUUGGGACGGCUCGUGAGCUGGAGAAGCUGUACCUAGACAGGAACCAGCUUCGAGAGGUGCCCACGGGGGCCCUGGAAGGGCUGCCUGCCCUGCAGGAGCUGCAGCUCUCAGGAAACCCACUCCGGGCCCUGCAUGAUGGGGACUUCCGGCCCAUGGGGCGGUCACUGCAGCACCUCUUCUUGAACAGCAGUGGCUUGGAACAGAUUUCUCCUGGGGCCUUCUCUGGCCUGGGGCCAGGGCUGCAGAGCCUGCACUUGCAGAAGAACGAACUUCGGGCCCUGCCUGCCCUGCCCCGUCUCAUUGGGCUUGAGCUCAUCGACCUCAGUGGCAACCCCUUCCACUGUGACUGCCAGCUGCUCCCACUGCACAGGUGGCUCACUGGGCUGAACCUGAGGGUGGGGGCCACCUGUGCCACCCCUCCCAGUGCCCGGGGCCAGCGUGUGAAGGCUGCAGUUGCUGUCUUUGAAGCCUGCCCAGAUUGGGCUGCCAGGAAGGCCAAACGGACACCAGCAUCCAGGCCAGGGACCAGGAGGACCUCAGUCAAGGGAAGGCCGUGAGGAACUGGCAAGUUUGGCCCAUGUUGGGGGUUCAGGUCGGGACGGAGGGGUCACCUCGGGGUGCAGCGCAGGCCGGCCCUGCCUCGACCCCCGACGGCUCUUACUCUCGU